Molecule: messenger RNA, 1234 nt
Organism: Symbiodinium necroappetens
Lineage: Eukaryota; Dinophyceae; Suessiales; Symbiodiniaceae
Source: the annotation of a GenBank genome assembly
GAAGCUUCGCGAGAAAGUGAAUGCCUUCAACCAGAAGUCGCCUGUCAUCCCUGCGAUCGUCACUCUGGCCUUCAUCAUCUUGCCAGAGAUUGCUCAGUCGGCCUCACCGGCUACAGGCACAACAGAUGAGCCGGAGCUACCGCGGCCGCAGUUUGCUGCAGGAGAGGAGCACAGGGCGAACCUUUCAACGGCUGGCCUUCGAGCCUUGGCGCGAGUUCGACGGGAGGUGCCUGUGGACCUGCGCCUCAACAGCGAGGAACUCCGUCGUGCAGCUGAUGUCGCUGCACUGAUUGAGGCUUGCGCCGCUUCCGGCGCCUCUGCUCUGCGGGGCCCGGGUGGCCCGGGUGGCCCGGGUGGCCAGGGCCAGUCUCCUAAGACCUUGGCGCUUGGCCCAUGGGGACAAGAGCCGGGAUCGGACGCUGAAGCUCCAGAAGCGGCAAUUCAGGCAUUCAUCCGCUCGAGUCCAACCUGGACCUGCUGGGCCCUGCGAAGCAUCUCAAUAGUUGAGAUACGUGGUGUAGCCGAUUGCGCAGCCUUGCUGGGCGCGGCACUUCGUCCCUGCGCAGCGCGGAUACUUCGAUUGCAGCACCUGGCUUUGCGAGGAGCCAUAACGCCUUUGUUGGAGGCUUUCUGCAAAGACCAGCCUCGGCAGCUAGAGAUCCUGGACCUGAGUGGAAAUGGAUUCACAGACGAAGAUGUGGCAUCUUUGUUGUCGCUGACAACUCCCAAAGAAGGACAAAGCCGAGCAGCUUUGGAACUCGAAGGGUUGGUCUUAAGUGCGAACCCGUCCAUGUCGUAUGCCACGUGGCAAAGCCUGGUAGCAUCUCCACUCCGUGAGAGUCUGCGACUGUUGGAUCUUUCAGAAUGUGGUGUUGGACCUGCAGGGGCCCAGCUUUUGGCGCAGCUUUUGGAGACUUCGCCGCUGCGGGACCUUUCGCUGUACAGAUGCGGCAUUGAUCAAGCGGGGGUAUUGCGGCUUAUCACGGCAGCGGUGUCCUUGCGAUCACUGGACUUGACGGCCAAUGCACACCACUUGGACGGCUGGAUGGAGGCUGUUGGCCAACCGGUUGCACGUGCUCUUCUUGGUGCACCUCUUAAGGUGCUGACCUUGAGCUGUUCGGAGAAGGUGAUGCAGGCAGCUGCCGAGCUCUUCGUGGGCCUCCCAACCCAGGUUAUCCUUGUGCCGAACGAACAGAACAACUACAACAGGCUCUUGUUUCUGGGUGAGGACUGA